UAGCUCAGUCUGGUCUCCCUAAGGGGCUGUCCUGGCUUAGAAUGUCUUUUAAAAUGCCGGUGAAGGGGGGUUACGGACGAGACAGGGUUGUGAAGGCUUGAAGAGUUUUUAAUGCUGAUUCCACCCCACACACGAGAAGUGGUAGCUUCCAGUUCCCAACAUGGCGGGAGGUUCCCCUUGAGUUAUUGUAUGGGCGUUAAGGAACUCUGUCUUGGUUUUUACGUUUUCUUCGGACAAUUGGUUGCGUUGAAGUCCACACCAUGAGCAAUAUCUACAUCCAGGAACCACCGACCAACGGGAAGGUUUUACUGAAAACAACAGCUGGAGAUAUUGACAUUGAACUAUGGUCCAAAGAAGCUCCCAAAGCAUGUCGGAACUUUAUUCAGCUCUGUAUGGAAGAUUAUUACGACAGUACAAUAUUUCACAGGGUUGUGCCUGAAUUUAUUGUGCAAGGAGGAGAUCCAACUGGUACUGGUUUAGGAGGAGAGUCAAUCUAUGGGGCCCCUUUCAAGGAUGAAUUCCACUCACGAUUGCGCUUCAAUCGUCGAGGACUGGUUGCCAUGGCAAAUGCUGGCCCUCAUGAUAAUGGCAGCCAGUUCUUCUUUACUUUGGGUCGUGCAGAUGAACUUAACAACAAACACACCAUCUUUGGAAAGGUUACAGGUGAUACCAUAUACAACAUGUUAAGACUUGCAGAGGUUGAAACCGACACAGAUGAAAGACCAGUCAAUCCACAUAAAAUAAAAGGCACAGAGGUUUUAUUUAAUCCUUUUGAUGACAUAAUUCCAAGAAGCAGCAAGAAGAUGAAGAAUGAGAAACCAGUGGAAGAAGUAAAGAAGGCAAAAUCCAAAGGCACCAAAAAUUUUAGCUUGCUUUCAUUUGGUGAAGAAGCUGAAGAAGAAGAAGUGGAAGUCAACAAAGUUAGUCAGAGUAUGAAAGGUAAAAGCAAAAGCAGUCAUGACUUACUGAAAGAUGAUCCACAUCUGAGCUCUGUUCCUGCCAUUGAAAGUGAAAAUACAAAUGAAACUGGUAACUCAGAUGAGGAGGAAAAGGAUGGAUACGAUAAUGAAGAUGAUGGUAUUGACAGUGAUGAAAAACAUAAAAUGAAAGAUCGCAUUAUGAAGAAGUUAAAGAAAGAUACCAGUCUAACUGCUAAAAAAGCAGCUAAAGAGGAGGAAGCAGAGAUGAAAAUUAGCCGCAGUGAGGAGCUACGGAAGGAAGUGCGCCAGUUGAAACGUGAACUGCUGGCAGCCAAGCAGAAGAAAAAAGAAAAUGCCUCCAGAGCAACGGAUAACAAAACCAAAGAGGAGGAAGCUGCCCCAAAUAGCAUCAUUGCAGAAUAUCUUGAAGAAAAAAAGAAAUACGAACAACUGAGGAAACAACAGCCAAAGAAAGGGUCUUCUCGUGAAGAUCAGACAUUGGCAUUACUAGACAAAUUCAAAUCAAAGCUAAACCAGGCAAUAGCAGAAACUCCUGAGAAAGAAGUAUCUGAACCUGAAGUGGAGGAUGAUGAAGGAUGGAUGUCACAUGUGCUCCAUUUUGAGGAUAAAACCAGAAAGGUAAAAGAUGCAAGUGUGCAAGAUGAAGACACUUUUGAAAUUUAUGAUCCUCGGAACCCUGUUAACAAGAGACGACGGGAGGAAAGCAAAAAGAUUCUGCGAGAAAAAAAGGCAAGGAGAUGAAAUGAAUGUCAAGCUAGCCAGAGCCAACUUGGAAAAUGACUGCACAAAUGUUCUGGCUCUGUAGUAGCUGGUGUCCCAAAAUAUAUCACUUACAAGGUGUGAAAAGGAAUCCGGUGUCUAAUUUGGAAACAGAGCUAUCUCUUUUGUUUUGUGAAUUCUGAUGUAAAAUAAGCAUGUGUUCUCAGCAAAGCCCUUUGAAGCAAUUUUUAGCAACUAAUGUUAAUAAACAGUGUAUUUCCCA
This is a messenger RNA of Varanus komodoensis (Komodo dragon), 1923 nucleotides long. It is a transcript of the gene CWC27, whose product is annotated as CWC27 spliceosome associated cyclophilin. The coding region runs from base 261 to 1682 and encodes 473 amino acids. The transcript has 14 exons. Gene Ontology annotation, biological process: protein peptidyl-prolyl isomerization; protein folding. Gene Ontology annotation, molecular function: peptidyl-prolyl cis-trans isomerase activity. The record is from RefSeq and is a predicted model, not a curated record. NCBI's taxonomy places the organism in Eukaryota, Metazoa, Chordata, Lepidosauria, Squamata, Varanidae. Gene Ontology annotation, cellular component: catalytic step 2 spliceosome.